AACGUUCAGGAUGUCAUGCGAGGAGAGAGUCACCGCCGCUGAAGUGCUCCGAGUUUGCUCAGUGAUUUAACGAUAAUAUCAAAACAAAAAAACAUAUAUUUUUAAAAAGAGGAUUCAAUAGGCUAACUAAAAAACGUUUACCAUUUUAUUGUUUAUACUGUAGGCGAGCUGUCAGUCACGUAGGCUACGUCACUGAUCAACAGCUGUCAGGUAGCCAGCGGAAUCGGGCCAAUUGCGGCUGAGUGUCGGCUCACUCGGCUGUGUACUGGCACCGGCAUGCCAGAAGUGAGCCAGCUCUGGCCCAGUAAUGGUUGCCAGAUUUGGCCAGGCUUUGGUUGUGUGGAUCUGGCCCGAUUGUGGUUGACAAAUGGCACAUUAGGCACAUUCAGGCCAAUUAUGGGCCAUAAAUGCUGGCCUCAUUUUGCGUACCAUAUUGCCAUUACAGACCUGGAGAAGGUUAGGUUGUAUAUUGAGAGUGGUUAGAUCAGGGACAAACUUAUUGUUUUAAAAAAUAUAUUAUGCUCUGGCCUCUCCCUGUUAAUGUUUGUUAUUUUAUUGCAUUAGUAUUUUAAUUUUAUAUAAUUAAAUAAUUACCAAAUUCAGUAAUGGAUUAAAAUUAAUUUUAAAUGGAUUAAACAAUCAAAACAUACAAACAAAAAAGAAUGAAGAAAUCACCAAAGUCAAUAUAUAGUUUUUAGACCUAACAUUUUGCCACAUUCUCUUUUUUGCUUUGUUUAAUCUAUUAAAAUUAACUGAAUUUGGUAAUUAUUUAAUUCAUAAAAUCAUACAAUCAGUAACUGUCCCAUUUAACAAUGUUUUGUAGGGAUGGCACCCAAAAUUAUCAGUUAAUUCACUCCAUAAUCAGUAUCAUGUAACAUAAUGUUUCAAAUCUACAUGUAAAUGCUGCGUGACUUUUACGUGUUUUAAUGUGCGUGCGCGUGAUCAUUCGAGUCGCAUUUGAACUGGAGCGGAGAAAGUUGCCAUGGAAACGGUGCGGCACCUUUCAACUGACAAGCAGCGAACCCCAACUCUCACUGUUGUUUUCACUACUUUCAGAUUCCUUAGCACUGGGGAUUCUUUCACCACCAUAGCCGCCAGUUUCCGCCUUGGAAUUUCCACGGUGUCCAACAUUGUGAAGCAAACCUGUGAUGUCCUCUGGGAGACCUUAAAAGACACCUACAUGCAAGUCCCCAAUGAGGAGCUCUGGAAGACAACUGCCCUGAGAUUUUCUGAAAAAUGGAACUUCCCCAAUUGUAUCGGUGCUUUGGAUGGGAAGCACAUUGCGAUUCAGGCACCAGCUAAUUCUGGCUCCCAGUUUUUCAAUUAUAAGGGCACCUUUUCUGUGGUUCUGCUUGCCUUGGUUGAUGCUGACUACCGCUUCCUAGUGGUGGAUGUAGGGGCAUCAGGCAGCAAUAGCGAUGGUGGAAUAUUUUCCAAUUCUUUAUUGGGACAUGCCCUAAAUACUGGGACUUUAAACGUUCCAGAGCCUUCUCAUCUGCCAUCUGCACCAGAGCUGGGGGCGUUACCGUUUGUUAUUGUUGCAGAUGAGGCAUUCCCUCUGAAAACUUUUCUCCUCCGUCCCUACCCUGGAAGACGUCUGCCAGAUGACCAGCGUGUGUUCAACUACCGGCUCUCCCGGGCUCGACGUGUAGUUGAGAAUGUUUUUGGCAUUCUCAGCCAGUGCUGGAGAGUCUACCAGCGCUGUCUGCAAGUGGCUCCAGAGACAGCUGACAGCAUUGUGAAGGCAACUUGCAUCCUGCACAACUUUCUGCGAAGGGCCAAUGGGAACCACGGUGCAGAGCCGGACAGUUCUGAUGGCGCAGAGGGCAGUGAGCUGGUUGACAUCAGAGGUCUUCGAGGGAACAGGGCAUCAGCUGAGGCACUGAGGGUGCGGGACACAUUCAGACGUUAUUUUAACUCACCUGCGGGCCAAGUUCCAUGGCAGGUUUCUCAUGUGAACCGAGGUCUCCCUCAAUGACAUGGCUCUGAUUUAUUUUUGAACACAGGAAAACUGUUGCAUUAAAUGGAUUCACAAUGAUAAGCACACUGUAUGUGCCUCCAAAGCUGCAUUUAACAAAGCACACAACAGCACGCUUAUCAUUGUGAAUCCAUUUUAUACAAGUUUUCUUUUUCUAUUGAAAACCCCAGUUCUUAAAGGGAUAGUUCACCCAAAAAUGAAAAUGUGAUGUUU
Messenger RNA from Megalobrama amblycephala (Wuchang bream), 2191 nucleotides. RefSeq names its product protein ALP1-like. The record is from RefSeq and is a predicted model, not a curated record. The coding region runs from base 983 to 1978 and encodes 331 amino acids. The transcript is spliced from 2 exons. NCBI's taxonomy places the organism in Eukaryota, Metazoa, Chordata, Actinopteri, Cypriniformes, Xenocyprididae.